Adineta ricciae is the source of this 1473-nucleotide messenger RNA. The record is from the annotation of a GenBank genome assembly. Lineage: Eukaryota; Metazoa; Rotifera; Eurotatoria; Adinetida; Adinetidae.
AUGCCGUCGAAUAUGAUCGAUGUUGAUGAUUGUAAGGAUAAUACGAAAUGUGAUGAGUGGGCCAUGCGGGUGGAUGAGCAUGUGCGCGAUUUGGAACAUCGAAUUAACGCUUUUCAUCGGCGUUGUUCGGAUAUUUUUGACGACAUGUCGGUGUUGCGUUCAUCACUUGAUGUGGCACACGAUCGGAUUGAUGUUGUCCUCGACCGUGAUCUAAUUUGCCUGCGAUUAUCUCCAUUACUUACCUUGCCCAUGGAAAAUAUCGACCCAAGUGAUACUUAUUCAUCGAACUCAGGCAAGUAUAUUCCCUACGCGUUCGCACUACAAAUGUGUAGUCAUGGCAGUGAAGUAUCGUCUGGCGACAACUGCUAUCAUCGGUGUCGUCGAAAUCGCCACCGUCGUCGUCGUCGUGGAUAUCACCGAGAAAAAAGAGCCCUUCUUCAGCACCUUAUGCAAGAAUACACUCAAUGUCAAGAACAAAUCUAUGACAAUCAAUCUGAAAUCAACCAACUCAAAGAUCACAUCGAACGAUUAUGUGCAUUGCCUGGCAAAUUAUCUGAUGGCCUUCGUAACAUGAUGUCCGCGCUUUACCAACUACUUCUAUUUAUUAGAAUACUUCAACGAACGGAUUCGAUCAUGGAACAAAUCGUUGUUGCCAGUCCCAAUACAGAAAUUCAUUGUCAGCGUCACCACCGCCGUCGUCGGCGUUGUCCCUGUUGUCGCAGUUGUUCAACAUAUCAACGUCGAUCGAGGAACACCGUCUUUGUUCAAUCCAUUCUGGAACAAAACGCUCAGUGUCGCGAUCAUAUCUUUCAACAGCAUCAUGACAUUCGUCAGUUGAAAGAAUACGUUCGAAAAUUUCGUGAUAUGAUCGAGGCAGUCAAUGAUGCCCUCGACACUAUUGCCCAUAGCACCGUUGAUAUUCAACGUCAUCUACAAAAUAUGAACAACAAUGCAAAUUGCAAAAUGACAGAAUUUCUUCGUGCUCGCAAAGAUUACAUCGAUUUACGGCCUAUCCCAAUUGAUGGUCCUAAAAACUUCAGUUAUCGAUGGAAAAUGAUAGCCCUGUUGGAUUUCAAUGAGCACGGGCAGUAUAUACUUCCCUUUUCAAACAGAGUUAUCAAUAUUCCCAAGGUCCUGUGGCCGAGAAUUCUAAAACAGCCGCCGCCUCCAGGCCACGAGCUGUGUGGGUGCAUCGAUUGUGAAUAUAAAACUUGGCAUGAUCAUGUUCUACGAGACGAUGUUGAUGAUGAAGUAUCGACAUAUGGUAAUCUACAUCUAGAAGUUGCACACCGUUUGAAUUUCAGUGAAAAUAAUGCAGAUCAGUCGUGUGACUGCUACAGUGACAAUCCUAUGGAUGAGCAAUCUGAUGAUGGCAACCCGUUGGACGACUCUCAUGUACCGAAAUGGUCUCAACUUUCAUUAUCUCCAUUCCCAUGUGUUGACCCUUUCGACUCGUAUGAUCUCGAGUGCUAA